This is a messenger RNA of [Torrubiella] hemipterigena, 1821 nucleotides long. The record is from the annotation of a GenBank genome assembly. NCBI's taxonomy places the organism in Eukaryota, Fungi, Ascomycota, Sordariomycetes, Hypocreales, Clavicipitaceae.
AUGCUCCGUAAUUCGGAGAGUAAUAGUCGUGUUGUCUAAUGGGUACCACUGCAAGUCCUGCCUCGAGAUAGUAUUACCCAAUUUGGGGGGCCAAAAGCCUUGACGUCGCUGAAUUCCGAAUCCGAGGAAUAAGUCCAACCUCCGACACUCGGCCAGUCCAUUAUGCCAGUGCAUCUUGGGCUACCGCCCCGCUCUCCUUGUUUAUCAUCAUUCGUUCUACUCAGUCUCCUUUUACAUUGGCCAAUUCAUUAUUCUAGUAGUGUGCCCGUCAUCUUUAUGACGCUCGCUUCUACUCCCCGUCGUGGCCCGGCUUCUUAAAAUAACGAAGCAAUCCGCUCAAACUCAACUGCUUACAGUUGUCAGCUGCUCGCAACGGCCAUGGAAGAUACGACUCCAGCGCAGUCGCCUUGCGCUAAUACAAAUGAAUCCCAGCAGGAUGACUGGAUAGGACCUGAUGACCGAGAUUGCCCAUAUAACUGGCCGCUCUGGAAACGUAUCUAUAUGACUAGCGUUCCAACAUUUCUCUGUAUCAAUGUGUCAUUCGCCUCCUCUGUUUACACAUCCGCAGCCGAAGGUAUAUCAGCGUAUUUCAGAGUCUCGGAAACCGUAUCCCUUCUCGGCCUUUCCUUGUUUCUUUGGGGGCUCGGAUUAGGAGCUACAAUUGCAGCACCACUCAGUGAGCACUAUGGCCGCCGGAUUGUAUAUUUGACAACAGUGCCACUCUUCGGCCUCUGCAUCCUGGGCUCAGGAUUAGCGCAAAACUUUACGACGCUAGCUGUCUGUCGAUUCUUUGGUGGCUUCUUUGGAAGUGCGGUGGUCUCAGUAGGUGGCGGCACAAACGCAGACAUAUGGCAACCGUGUCUAGCUGGGCUCGUGUAUCCCUUCUACUUCGUGUCUCCUUUCCUUGGUGCCGCCAUGGGACCCGUUAUUGGCGGUUUCAUCAGCGAAUAUGAGGAUUUCCGAUGGAACGAGUGGGUGAUCCUCGUUUUCGUUGCCUUCAACUUGCUAUACUGCAUACAACAAUCCGAAACAUACAAGAAAACCAUCCUCCAGCACCGCGCCCGCACGCGAGGCUUGUCCCGCAGAGUCCCAGCAAACACACCAAGCCCUUGUCAUAUCGUCAUCCAGCAGAUAGUCCUGAAGCCUUUCAAACUGCUCUUCACAGAGUCUAUUGUACUUCUUAUGACAAUCUACAUGGCGUUUAAUUUUGCAGUUUUCUACAGCUUUUUUGCCGCUUUCCCAUACGUAUUUGGCGGCCAAUACGGAUUUACGACAAGCCAACAGGGACUCACAUUCAUCUCCAUUGCACUGGGUUGCAUUAUUGGAUUUUUUGCUGUGGUAUACAUAGACAGAUUAGCAUAUCCCAGGUUGGAAACAAAAUAUGGUAGGGACGCAGUGCCGCCAGAAUACCGUCUGUAUGGCGCGAUGGCAGGCAGUGUCCUCAACCCUAUCAGCCUCUUCUGGUUCGGCUGGACUGCUCACAGAGGGGUGCAUUGGUCAAUUCCAGUCAUAGCAGCGGUACCAUUUGCAGUAGGCAAUAUUAUGGUGUACAAUAGCGGUGCCCUGUAUAUUAUGAGCUCGUACGGGCCUCUGCAUGGCGCUAGUGCCCUCAGUGCCAAUAGUCUGCUUCGAUAUGCUGGCGGGGGUGCUUUUCCGCUUUUCAUUGUGCGAAUAUUUACCGUUUUAGGGAUUGGCUGGGCUACUAGUUUGUUGGGCUUUGUCUCAGUGCUGCUAGUUCCAGUACCGUGGGUGCUCAAUAAGUACGGAAAGCGAAUCAGAGCGCAGAGCCGUUAUAUCACGAGUGAGGACGAGUUACUCUGA